GAAAGGAAGUUGUGUCCGUUGGUACUUGGAAUAUACACACUUGAUAAACAGUAAACGACAAAGUACUUUUAUUCUACAAUCGAAAAUCGGAUUAUUGAUUGAACUUGAAAAAUUAUAAUAAAUUUUAAAUUAGUGAAUCGAAGAUAAUAGAUAAUAAUUAAUCGUAUAAUGUGAAAUACAUACUUGAAUUGAAAGUCAGUGAACUACCGGAAGUGAGAACCUUGCCAUUAUAGAAACAUAAUAUUAACUAUCACGAUGCGACGUAUAUCAUAACCUAUGAUAUGUAAGCUUCGCAAAGCUUGAUUCUGCUGAAAAUAAAGGUGUAAAUAACAGAUUGUACUGUAUUAGAAUUGAAGAAUAGACUAUUUUUAAAAAUGGUGUAGAAGAAUGUAUCCAGCAAACCAUAAGACCAUUUUUGUUUUGGACCACACACCAUAUUUUGGUAUAUCCACUGAAUGUCCAUUGGAAUUUGAUUUUCUAAAAAGUCGCGGACAAAAUUUAAUUCCUUUAGCACCUGUUUGUAAAUCUCUGUGGACUACUAGCGUAGAGGCUUCGUUAGAAUAUUGUCGCAUAGUGUGGGACCUUUUCCCAACUGGAAAACUGAUUAGAUUCGUUGUGACCGAUCGUGCAGCCUAUGUAUUAAAUUCAUGGAGUCCAUCGCAGCAGAAUUUAAAUCACAUCAUGAAUGGGACUGCCAUUUUGGGAGUACCAACGAAAACUCCAGAACCUGGAGAGGAUUAUUCCGUGAUACAUGGAUUAAGGGUAGCCAUCGAGACAUUGAACGAAUGUUCAGAAAUUCAGCACGAAAAGAGGACAUCUUUAAAUGAGAAUGCUAGUAAGCUUGUCAACAGGGGUAGAGUAAUAUGCAUUACCAGUGCAAGAGAUAAUAGCAAUAUGAAAAGUUUAGAAAAUAUAUUUUUGAACGAAUUGGCUCAAGAAAAUAAAACUGCUUUAGCCUCGGACCAUUUAAUACCUGUGGAUUAUUGUCAUCUAGUUAUAUUGAACAUCUUCCCUAACAACAUAGAAUCACAAGUUACUAGUCAAGGACCUAGAGAGGUUUCACCAUUGUUAACAGUGGAAGUACAUUCCAUCAAGGCGCCUGCUCUGCAUUCGAAACUUUCUCAUUUAAUCUUAUCACACUAUGAUUUGGCGAGUACAACCGUAACCGGUAUUCCUAUGAAGGAGGAACAAAACGCCAGUUCGUCUGCCAAUUACGAUGUCGAAAUAUUUCAUUCGUCAGCCGCACAUUCUGCGAUCUUGAAAGGAAAUCCACAGGACUCUGCCUUAAUCAAAACAUUCAGGAGAUUCGAAGAGGGUUCGGAGUACGAAACGGUGACUUUAAAAUGGUGUACACCGCGAGGUUGUAGUGCAGCGGAAAUGCAGAAUUGCACCGCUAUGCACAGAAUCACACCAGUGGACGUGAACAGUAGACCGUCGUCUUGCUUGAUCAACUUUCUGUUGAACGGUAGAUCGGUAAUGCUCGAAAUGGCUAGAAAAAGCGGAGGGAAAACCAUUUCUCAUUUGCUCGCUGCACACGGCGGCGAAAUCUUUAUACACACGCUGUCUACCGCCAGAAGCGUGUUGGAGGAUCCGCCGUCUAUCAGCGAAGGUUGCGGCGGACGUGUCACCGAUUACAGAAUAACCGAUUUUGGUCGGCUCAUGAGGAAUAACGUGUUGGUGCCUUUGAAACGAAACGCGAACAGUAACGGCGAAGGACCGGCGGAGAAGAUGAGGUCCAGAUUGGAGAGGCAUACCAAGUAUUGGCCAAUCACGAUUUCUAGUACCCUUAUGUGUAACUUGAAACAGUUAAUAGACCCGUUACCAGACCUGAUGGUGAAGGAGGAACUUAGCGCCGAGGAAGUGCUGCAAUGCAAACAAGUGAUUUUCAGUUUGUUACAAUUGGAGGCGAAGCACGAAGCGCUACCUUUGCCGAGUAUAGGCGGUGGUCGCGGCGGGAAAGGCGGUGUACGCAGAGAAGAGCAUUACCGACUUCUAUGGGGUGAACUGGAAACAUUUUUGAAACAUCACGCCAACAAUUCCGCCGCUCAUUCCGAAGUUUUGACUUGUCUCCUCGAAGUGCGAAGCAAAGACGACAAGGACAAGGUCGAAUUGGACCAGGCGUUGCGCGAAUUGGAUGGGUUCGGGAAAGAAGACGGAACCGCCAGGGCCAGCGUGAUAAGAGCUACAACCGAUUCGCCCAUGUCGCCACCGCCCAGCACUUCGAUGGCUCUGGGAAAGCAACUGCACAAGGGUGCUUUCUACGCCCCAAAAAGUUUAUUGGACAUUUGGUUGCAGCGUAGCGCGCCCAAAGAGAAGAAACCCGAUUUCCACGGAAGAGUGAACAGCGACGGUCCAAAAGCGAAAUUAUAUCCCAACCUGAAGGAACCCGGUCGAGAACCUCGGGAGCCUAUUAUAGACGGCUGAGCGGUGUAUCCGUCGCGACAACCGAUGCCGAGACCAAUCGAAACGGAAACUCGAACUCUGCGAAUCGCUCUUUUAGAUAGACGAGAACAAGCACAUUUAAACGAUGUUCGACUUCCGAGUCGCCUCGAUGAGAAUAAUAAAAGAUUCUGCAUCUUUUUUACCAGAUGUACCAGUCGUACUUUCGUUUUUUAGCUCGCGCCGGACACGAUUCUAUCCGGAAGCGAAGAAGCGUUCGCGCUCCGACGUAUUCGAGUCGCAUUCGCGUUCGAUCACCAGUAAAUUCGAACGAGUAACAAUAGCAAGGAAACGGACGAGAAGCAUCGAAGGAUCGGAAGUUGGUACGGGAGGAAGGUCGGCCACCGGCGAAGAUAGGAUUCUAUCGGACAGGGAAGUGUAUCAGUGGUGCAACGAAAGCGAUUCGUCGACCCCGUUCCCCGCGUGCUCUUCUCGUCCUACUCUCUUUCUCUCGACGUCCUCUCCUCGUCCCACUAGGUUUUACAGAGCAGACACGUCUGCCGGGUGUCUGAGCCAUCGCGAUACGUUGACCUCCAAUCGAAACUACAGUUCUAUCGUCUCCCUACCCGGCCGGGGAUUCCGCUGCUAAUCGAUCGAAGGAAGAAAGGAAGGAAGGAAGGAAGGAAGGAAGGAAGGAA
Nomia melanderi (Alkali bee) is the source of this 3077-nucleotide messenger RNA. RefSeq names its product integrator complex subunit 13 asun (gene asun). Gene Ontology annotation, cellular component: integrator complex. The record is from RefSeq and is a predicted model, not a curated record. Gene Ontology annotation, biological process: regulation of mitotic cell cycle; centrosome localization. Lineage: Eukaryota; Metazoa; Arthropoda; Insecta; Hymenoptera; Halictidae.